GAAAAAAAUCAAAUUCUGCACCAUUCCAACAAGUUGCUGCUGCUGGUCAAAACAAAUAGCCAGCGCACCACAGAAAGUUGCGACCCAGCAACAACAGCAACAACAACAACGACAACCAAGCAAACGGCAUUCUUUCGCGCAACAACAAAAAAAAGCAGUUGCCAAAGAGAGGACAGCACUAAUACGAAUACAAAACACACAAGCAUAAAACGGCAGCUCUCUCGCUCUCUAUUUCUUUCGCUCACACACAUACGCGCUUUUGCAGCUCUCGUGUCGUGUGUGUUUGUGUGUGUGUGUAACAACAAUUUUGAUUAAAUCGUAUUUGUGCCGCGCUCGCCAACUUCAAACUCCCUGCCUCUCUCUCUCGCUCUCUCGCCCACACAAUCGCCACUGUGUGUGAGAGAGAGAGAGCCGUGAGCCGCUGGAAUGCGGCCCGUCGUUGACGUCGUCGUCGCCGUUGACUGCGCAGUCGCAGCGUGUUAGUGUGUUUUUUUUGACGAAGAGGUCAGCAAAAGUUUUCGGGCAACGACAAUUCACAAACAACAAUACAGUUUACUGUUAUUUGAACGUCGCGCAAAAAGCAAAACAAAGAAAGUUCCUCUCUCUCUGUGUCGCUCUCUCUGCCUCGCUUAAUUUCGACAUUUGUGCAUAGAAAAAAUCGCAAGCGACUCAAUUUUUGGAUUACGCGCUUGAGGCGCCCCCCUCCCUACCCCCCUUGGCCCAUCCUCAACCUCAACGCAACAACAAAAAUGCCGACAACUGCAGCGGCCUUCGUCGGCAGUCGACAGUAAGCAGCAGCAGCAACGUAUUUCGAGAGCGCGCGCUGUAUACGGAAAAUGAUGCAGCAUGCGAGCAUUUUGCACCGUCAGCGCGCCCCUGGAAGUAUGCGCGUCCUCAGCCGAGCAGCUGUCACCCGGCUCCCGAUUUCUGGCACUGAGACUUCUGGGCCAACAGCAGCCGAAAACCCUUUACUUCCUAGUCGAUGCAAAGAGUCGCGUGCGAGAGGUUUAUACGCAGACAUGUCUGCACUUUGCCACACAGGGUAUGCAGGAUACCGAACUCUUUGGUCUGGCCGUGCUCAUAGAUGGCGAGUACAUGUUUGCAGAUCCCGAGAGCAAGCUCUCCAAAUACGGCCCGAAGAGCUGGCGAUCCUCCCACACACACGGCCUGGAUGCCAAUGGACGUCCUCUCCUGGAGCUACACUUUCGCGUGCAGUUCUACAUCGAGAGUCCGUUCAUGCUGAAAGAUGAGACGUCGAGGCACAACUAUUACCUGCAGCUGCGCCACAAUGUGCUGCAACGCGAGCUGCCCACCGUUCAUGCCGAUCAGGCGCUUGUCCUGCUCGCCGGCCUGGCGCUCCAAGCGGAAGUGGGUGAUGCGCCCACAACAGCAGGAGGAGGAGCAGCAGCAGCAGCAGGUGUAGCAGCAACCACAAUUCCCAGCUUGACCAAUCAAAAGGAGGAGGAACAGCAGCAUCAGCAGAGAUUGGGAGCGGGUCGAGCGACGACAACGUUGCCCAAGAUACGCAAACGAUUGAGCAGCUACAAUGAGCGUAUGCUUCGUCUCUCCACCUAUGUGAACUCCACCAAGCGGGAAGUAGAUACAGCUCCAGUUCCAACAUCCACACACGCUUCCGCUCCCCCAGUCACCAGCAGCAUCCCCACAGAUUAUUUUCGCUUGGAGGAGUAUCUGCCAGCGAAUCUAAACACAGCGAGGGCAAAGAGCGCAUUGCAUGCCUGCCAUCGGGAACAUUUGGGAUUGUCAGCGGCUGAGGCGGAACUCCUUUACAUAGAGCAGGCCUGCAAUCUGCAUGAAGCCAUCAAUGCACACACCUUUCGCAUGCGGCUGGCCAAGAGUGAAGUGGGCGUCGGCAGCGCCUGGUUUGUCAUCUAUGCCAAGGGCAUUAAAAUAUUGGGUGGUGCUGCCGGCAGCGAACCCACCACCUUCCUGUGGCCCAACAUCACCAAGCUCUCGUUUGAGCGCAAGAAAUUCGAGAUACGUUCGGGUGAGAGUCGGAUUACCCUUUACGCGGGCUCUGACGAGAAGAACAAGCUGCUGCUAACACUCUGCAAGGAUACGCAUCAGUGGAGCAUGAAGUUAGCGGCACGCCUCAAGGAGGUCAGCAAACGUGAGGAGGAGGAAGCGGAAUCCCAGUGUCUGCAUGCCAGCUACGCCUGUUCGCGGAGUCUGCUGCUGCCGUACAAGAGUAAGAAUGAGCAACGCAUCUCGGUCAUCUCGAGCACCAGUUCGAACACCACAUCGGGCAUUGUCAGCGAUCGUGUGCACUCCGAGGAUGAGCUGGAGAUUAUGAUAAACACACCACCAGCACCGCUGGCAGCACCCUCAACCGAGAGCCUGGCGCUGGCUCAUCUGCUGGACAGGCCCAGCGUGAGCAGGCAGACCUCAUCGGUAGGUCAGAUGUCGCACAAGGAUCUGGAGGAGCAGCUGGCCGCCUUGAGCGUCAGUGUGCGUGUGAACGAAGCGCCGACCCCAAAUCAACGCAAUCCAUCGAGUAAUCCAGCAAGCAGUGCCAAUGAUUCGUCCACAACGACAACGGAUUCACCUAGUUCACAGCAUAACAUUGGCUCGCAAUGCUCGUCGACGUGCAGCACGGUGGUGGUAACUUCACCGGCACUACCCGCUGCUGUGCACUCCACCUCGUCCAGCCUGGAACUGGGCUUUAGUCAUACCGCUCAGAAUUCCACUCUAAGCGAAUCAAAUACCGAUGAUUUCCUAGCACCCGAAACGGAGAGCGUCUCGGGCGCUUCCGGUGUGUACACACUGGCGGACGGCAUGGCACCACCCACCGAAACGAGUGGUGUUUACACGAUGCACAGCAGCGAGCUCACGGGUCAAUCCUCGGAGCUCGCUGAGUCCGAGAAGAGCUCUCACUACGGCAUUUUUCAGCCCACCAAAAGCGAACCCAGUGACUCUGUGGAUGGUGGUGGUGCUAGUGGUGCUGGUGUUGGCAUUGGAGCUGGAGCUGGCAAAAAGUGUUCGGACGUGUUUCGUCUACGUUCCGAUUCCAACAUCAGCACAAGCAGCUCCUUUCGCGGCGAUGGCAGCGAUCCCACAGACAACAAGCACACGCUUCUCUCUGCCGAGGAGCUGACCAAUCUGAUUGUGGGUCGCGGCACUUAUCCCAGUCGCCAAAUAGUUUCCAGCACGCUGCACUCCGAUUGCGACUAUGUGACGCUGCCGGGCGGUGCGAAUGUGGAGCAAAUGCAGCCGCCAGUUUUGCCGCCGGCACCACCGCCGUAUAGUGCACGACACGAGAAGACGGGGCUGUGUGGUCCGCCUGUGGUGCCACCACCGCCAGUGCCACCCAUGCCCAAGGUAGUAAUACUGCCCAAGGCCGAGCCACCGCCACCAGCAAAACCGGCACCACUGCCACCACCCAUUGCAGCAGUUGCAGUACCAAUUGUCGUCGCACCACCACCACCACCACCGCCUUCAGCGGCACUGCGUCGUCGUGAUCCGCCGCCGUAUCCUACCUCGAUGAAGCCACGACCCACAUCGCUCAUUUCGGUCGCCUCGUCUGCACCACCAGCGCCCAGUGCAGCCGGCUCCAUGAGCUCCCUGAAGUCCGAGGAGGUCACGGCGCGUUUUAUUACCACCCGACCGCAGAUUAGCAUAUUGAAGGCGCACACCAGUCUGCUGCCGGAUGGUGCCAAGCCCAGUUAUGCCGCGCCCACCCACUAUUCCUCGGCCGCAUCCUCGAGUGGUUCGGUGUGCAGUCACCAGCUUUCGCAGCAAUCCCUACACAAUUCCAAUUAUGCUGGCUCACAGGCUUCGCUGCACCAUCACCAUCACCAGCAGCAGCAGCAGCAGCACCAGCCGCACCACCACCAACAGCAGCAGCAGUCGCACCACCAGCAGCAGCAGCAGCAGCCGCACCACCAUCAUCAUCAUCAUGCUGCACACCAACAUCAUCAACAUCGACAUUCGGGCUCUGCUGCCAUCGGCAUACCCAUAGUUCCUUAUGGCCUGCAUCACAAGAGCACCGCCUCGCUGCACCACCAACAGGCGACACAUCAGCAGCAGGCAUGUGUCUUGCUGCCGGUGAUUAAGCCACGACAGUUUCUGCCACCACCACCGCCCAGUUUGCCACGACAACCGCCACCUCCACCACCGACAACGCAUCCACAUCUCGCCGGUCUCUACAGCAGUCAGCUGGCGGCUCGGAAUCAACUGGAGCUGUAUCAGCAGCAGAUGUACAGCGAUGUCGACUAUGUCAUCUAUCCCAUACAGGAUCCGGCUGUCAGCCAGCAGGAGUAUCUGGAUGCCAAGCAGAGUUCACUUCUCGCAGCCAUGGCCCAGGCCCAGGCACAGGUUCAAUCGCAGGCGUCAGCACCACCCUAUCUGGCGUAUCCCGCCGGCUGGGAUACGUGCAAGGGACACGCCAUCUAUCGGAGCACACCGUAUCUGCCGCUGGCCUUGUCGACCCAUUCGCGCUAUGCAUCCACGCAGAAUCUAUCGGAUACGUAUGUACAGUUGCCCGGAGCUGGAUACUCGCCGCUGUACUCCCCCUCGAUGGUUAGUUUGUGCAGCUCGUAUGAGCCACCACCGCCGCCACCACUGCAUCCGGCGGCUCUAGCAGCGGCUGCUGCGGCAAACGCUUCCAGCCUCUUUGCACGAUCGCGAUCAGACGAUAAUAUUCUGAAUUCGCUCGACUCGAUGCCGAUGCCAAAAGUGAAGCGUCUGCCGCCACCGCCGCCGCCGCCCUACGUCAAUCGGCUCAAGAAGCCACCAAUGCCAGUGCCCAGCGAACAGCCGCCGCCGAUACCCUCGAAGCCAAAUCCCAAUCCCAGUUUGAGCAUACUGCCGCCACGGAAACCGCUCACCCUGAAUCCACACCAGUCGAACAGUCCGCUGAUAAAGACGUCCAGCGGGGCCCAGUGGGCAGGGGAGCGACCUCGACCCGAUCUUGGACUCGGACUGAAUCGUGGUAACAGCAACAGCAUCCUGGCACAACUGCAAGCUUCCAUUGCCGCGAACAGUCAAGCGCAGGCAACGAAUGCACCACAGAAUCCACUGGACAUUGCGCUGUUGCGUGAGAAGAGCAAACAUUUGGAUUUGCCGCUCAUCUCUGCGCUCUGCAACGAUCGAUCGCUGCUCAAGCAGACAAAGGUCAUAGUCAAUCCCAAGAAUGCAAGUGCAGCAGUAGCAGCAGCAACUGUAGCAACAACAACAAUGCCUAUUGCAGCUGUCGCUACAACUUCGUCGAGUAGUGGCGGUGGUCACCACAGUGCCAGCAAAUCCCUGUCACAAACGCCGCCCACAAAUGGGAAUACGGCCACGCCCACGGGCACACUGAGCAAGAGCCGAAAGAGCUCAGCAAUUAGCCACCGUCAUCCGCAGGACAAACUGCCGCCGCUGCCCAUGCAGCUGGCGGAGGCCAACAACUAUGUCAUGGAUCCAGCGGUGGUCAUCAAGCACCACAAAAGCUACAACAACUCGCAGUCACAAAACCAAACGCAAUCGCAGACCUAAGCGCAAAAAAAAAAUAACAGCAAAAAACAUUUAAGGCAGCCACUCAAUUCUCUAGUUACAAAUUGAUGAUGUUUAUGUGAAUGAGUAAAAUGCGAAAUGUGGUUGAUGGUGCUGGUGCUGGUGUUGGUGGUUGGUGGUUGGUGGGUCAAAAUUAGAAUUUGCAUAGUGCGCGGAAUCGUGUGUCGAUCACAGUGUGUUUUUGCGGCCGGUUUGUAGAUGCAGAACAUCAAACAGUUCAAACAGGCGACGAGCUUCUACAACGAAAAGACAACAAAACUUGCAUGCAAAAAAAGCAACAAAAAAGACAGUCAAAACAUUUACGGACAAGAGAAGAAACAACAAAUGAAAAUAUAGAAAAACAAAACGAACCUCAAAUACGCAAAUACGCAUUCAAAUAGCACACAAACAGAGAACCCAGUCUAGUCAAUUUAGGUAUGGGGAUUGCUAAGAGAAAACUCAAACUACAAAUGACAAAAGAGAAACAUACAAAUAUAGAAAGAAAGAAAAAAAACAGGUAACAGGAAUCUAGAGAGACAAAACAAACAAACAAUCAAAAACAAAAAUGAAAUGGAAGCAACAAUACUCAAGUAUAAAAUACGAACUACUUAAUUUACUAAACUAAACUAAACUAAAAACAAAAACAAAAAACAUACAAAAAACUUAGACUAGAUUAGCUAGUGGCUGACUCUCGUUAUCUGAGAGCUGCUUAACACUAAGGUAGGCCCAGAUGCGAAUUACUUAAACUACAAAUAAAAAUGAGAACUAAAAACGCUGAGAGAACUAACUACUUCCGCCCAAAACAACUGUGAUUGAUUUUUUUUAUUUAAAACUUAACUUACUUUACAAACACUAAUUACAACAUAGUCAACAAUAAAAAAAAACGAAAGAAAAACGCACAAAAAAAACUAAACUAUGCAAAUUUUUAGUACGUAAAACAAACUCGCAUUAAGAGAGCGCCCCCACACCCACACACACACACACGCACACACACUCACUUAAACAUCUGACCCCAGAAGCAUAUACUCACAAAAGAAAACGGAUCAGAAACGCAGGCAAACCAAUCAACGUGCAGCAGUCGAUGAAAGAGAGCGAGCAGGCAAGCAAGCAAGCAAUUUGCUCUCUCUUUGGAGCGUAAAGCUCUCUGAAGAGAGCGCCGAUGCAUUUGCGGCUAUUCUCUCUUUGCUCAGCUGCUUCAUUUGCGAUUGUUUUUGUAUUUUGUUGUGUCGCCUGUCGUUGAACUAAAGAAUUUUAUAUUGUAUCGAGUGCGCGCCCUCGGAAUGCCAUUUAUAAUAAUUUGCCUAGGCCUUGCCCCACCGUUUGUUUAAUUUUUGUUUUUAUAAUUUUCAAUUUUUGAAUUUAGCGAGUGAGCGUUGACGCUUCUGUUUAUUAUUUUAUGUUUUCUAUUUUUUAUUUUGAUUAUGAUUUCGAGUUUUUAAGUUGAUGAUUCUGAUGCAUUAUUCAUUAUUCAUAUUAUGUUUACACUAUUAACCCCUGUGUGUGCACUGUGCGAGUUUGUGUGCUUUUGUUUUUGUGUGUGUUUUUUAUUUAGCCGACUGCUGUCACAAAUAUUUGCGUAGGUUUUUCUCGUCUAAAAGCCUAUGGCUAAAUGAUAAAAAGUGACACAGUUCUGAAACAACAGACACACACACACAUACACACACGCUCGCACAUAGCAGACACUCACACAACUAUUGCAGCUAUAUGUUAUCAAAAUCGGCCAUAUAGUAUAGAGCUAUAGCAAAAAAAAAAAAAAAAAAAUUGAAAAAAAAUCGCAUAGCCCCAAUAAAGUUUUUCUUAUGGGGCCUAUUGUCUAUAUCCUGGCAACUGGUUGCAACCAGCUGCCAAAAUAGAAUAAACUAUCUAUACGUGUAUGUACUAUAUACUAUAUAUAUAUAUAUACAUAUAUAUAAAAAGAGUAAUAAAAAU
This is a messenger RNA of Drosophila grimshawi, 7419 nucleotides long. It is a transcript of the gene ex, whose product is annotated as protein expanded. The coding region runs from base 847 to 5493 and encodes 1548 amino acids. The record is from RefSeq and is a predicted model, not a curated record. Gene Ontology annotation, cellular component: cytoskeleton; cytoplasmic side of apical plasma membrane. Gene Ontology annotation, biological process: positive regulation of hippo signaling. Lineage: Eukaryota; Metazoa; Arthropoda; Insecta; Diptera; Drosophilidae. The transcript is spliced from 6 exons.